Fusarium mangiferae is the source of this 2556-nucleotide messenger RNA. RefSeq lists its product as uncharacterized. The transcript is spliced from 3 exons. Bases 1 to 2556 code for a protein of 851 amino acids. NCBI's taxonomy places the organism in Eukaryota, Fungi, Ascomycota, Sordariomycetes, Hypocreales, Nectriaceae. The record is from RefSeq and is a predicted model, not a curated record.
AUGUCGGUCUCACCGUCGAGCUCUCUGCCGCGCAAGGCAUUACAUGAGCGUAGUAACUCUCAGAACAACUCUCAGAAUAACCGUCUCGGAAUUCGGGUCGUCCCUUACAGCCCUCCACGGGUUGCCUCAGAUGGUACUGUCACAUCAAAGACAAUUACUUACGCUGAUGCGAGUACCGAGACCGAUUCAGAGCUUGCUCAGACACAUGGUUCCCCGACACAUUCCUCCGACUCUCAGUUUGAAACUCCAUCACCAUCCCUGCAGCGGGCCCGGACUCGAAGUACAGUGCUUUCUCCAUCGCCAUUAAAGCGCCCUACUCGAUAUCCAUCCUCCGAAUUUGACCAAAACCCUGCACCCUGGUUGCCCCAUUAUGAUACCGAUGGUGAUGAUCAUACUUCUUAUGCUUCACGCCCACCUUCCCGGGAACCCUCAACUUCACCAAGACCUCCUUCUCGCAAAAGGGUCAUUAAUGUUCACGCCGAUAAGACCUUCUCCAUACUUCCUCAAGAUGCUUCUAUGUCGUCAAGGGUCGAAUCUCUCUGGUCUCUCCCCCCAUCUUUCACCACCGGUAACACAUCUUAUGGUCGAGGAUCAAUGGGUACAUACAGUGACGAUCGCCAGAGCCGUCCAGCCUCGCCUAUGACUCCUCUCACGGAACGAAACGCCAGUUCUCCAGUUAUUUCACCUCGGCCUCGAGAUCCGUCGACCCCGGACAACUCAAACUCAUCUCCAUGGAACUAUCGUUUGUUUGGGGGUCUCCGUAAAGUACCUAAAACACCUGACGUGAAGCAAAAACAGCCGCAGACUCAAGACGCUCCACCCGAGUUGCCUCUGCCCACGCUGCCAGAGGUUGAUCUGCCUGAUCAUGAGGCUGGUCCUUCUUCUCAGUGGCUCACUCAAAAGACAUCCUUUCAAUCUUCGUUAUCCGAACAAACCAGAUCAACAUUCUCUGAGAGAACGAAUGUCAAAACAUACGGAUUCAGCUCUCCCAUGAAUGUAGCAGACCUAAAUAGUCUGCCACCCUCAUCGAUCCAUUCCAAUAUUGAGCUACUCGGGGAUCCUUCCUCAGCUGAGGCUUCUUUGCAUAUCAGCACUCGUCCACAAACCGAGGACAGCAACGUUAAUGUCGUAACAUACGGUGGCCACUCAGCUUCUUCCUCUGUCGUCGCUGUUAGGAACCGCGUGAGACCUGAAUUUUCGCAAGAAAGCUUGAUUGUUCCCCCAUUGCAGCCAAGGAAAAGGAGAUCCUCAGACAGCUUUGCUCUGGCCAAAUCCCGCUCUCGUGAAACUUUACGAUCCCGAUCUGCAUCAAUUACCUCGUUAUCGACCAUCUUCACCCAAGAGGCUACUAGGGCCCUUUUCGUUGGACCCCCGACAAUUUUGCAACACGCUGGUCCAUCUUGGCUAGACCUUCAGAACCGACCUCAAGCACGCCCUCAUCAAUGGAGUGGACAGUUGUCAACAGUGAUGUCAGAAAGCGAAGGAGGCAGUGAGCCUGCGUCUCGAGCCCUCUCACUCUCUUCCGUCCCAGGUCGACGUGGUAGUGGGGUUGGAAGCAGUCACAGCAAGCAUGUGCUAAGUAUGGCAUCCUCACUUUUCGGUCUUGAGGAGCAUGUCGAAACCCCGUCCCACUCAAGGAGCAAUUCACUCGAAGCUCCUGCAGCGACCUUCGCGCGAAGCAUGCCUCGCGAUCCAGCAACCGGUACUAUUCGACUAGUUCGCGACCACGACGAGGAUGGCGAUGGUCUGGCUGAUUUGGAAGUCUACCAUCAUCCCUCGUCUCGGUCGCGAAUGGGGAGGUUUUUGUCAAGUUAUUCUUCUGAUCGGAGUCUGCGAUCGACUGCCAGCUUUAAUGCUGCUGUUCCUGCCUGGGCUAGGGUCUACUAUGGCAGUGGCGAGCGAAAAUGGCUGGCUGCCCAACCCUCUAUGGAGUCCAUGUACUCUGAAUACAGCCAGAGUCAGCCUCCCGACGGUCAGCUCAGCCGAUCCCCGAGUCAGGAUGCCAAUGCUCCCAACAUCCGCAACCCUCGACGCCGGCCUCGUGAAGGCUUACCUCCCCAGCAUUCAAAUACAGGCUCCAUGGACAUCAGCGCAGCUCCAGCUCACCCCGUCCUUGCUGUCGUGCGUAACAUCAAGAAGCAAACCUCUAGCAUAUGGUCACCUCACCUGGCUCGAGACCGACGUCCUGUUUCACAAAGCAUUUGGCAACCUCCCGCCUCGCAAUGGGAAGCACGCAGCGAACUGACUGGCCGACGCAACGCUCAGGUCACUAUGUUUGUAGUGGGAUUUGUUUUCCCAUUAGCCUGGAUGUUUGCCGCACUCAUUCCUAUUCAACGGAAUAACCAGACAGAAGAUAUUGAACGGAACAACAGUACAUCUGAGCUGGGCAAACGCAACGAAGCCUCAGCUCGGGCAAGCGGCGAAGAGGAUGCCGUUUUCACAAGCGCAAUCUGGUGGAGGAAGGUCAACCGAGGAAUGUCCCUCAUCGGUUUACUCAUCCUCGGCGCCAUCAUCGCGCUCAUCGUGGUCGGUGUUAAACAACGUUGGGGACAUUGA